AUGGUUCAAGCCUGCCGCUGUACCAUCAUGCUGGAUGUUAUUACCAUGAACCUGCUUUCUCUCAGUAGCCCAACCAGCUCUGCAACUUAUGUUGAUAGUUCUCCUAGGCAGAAAGCAAGCUGCAAGGUUCAUUAUCACAUGAACCAGCAGUCGACAUAUUCCUCAUCGGAUGAUGAGGUAGAAGAUCUCAGGCGACAUCCCACUGGCAUGUCACCUAGUACAGAGAACAACUUUAAUGUUCCUGCUACCAGCUUUAUAUCUCAUGCGCCAGAGAUUUUAAAUGAGUUGAAUCUUCCCCCAGAUCACCUCAAAGAACUUGUUGCAGCUCAGUUUGCUACCUGUGAGAAGUUCCGCAACCAACUUGUCUCAAUGCUGUGGGAGCUUGAGGAAUCAAAGAGGUGGACAAAGGUCGUGAAGCGCACUCUCAGCAUGGUGCAGAAAGAGCAUACCACUGCUCAGUUAGCACUACAAACCUGGCUUCAAUCUGUGGAGAAGACACUCAGUGAAACAACUCAGGAACAAACAUCCAGCAACUACAGCAAACAGAAGGAGAUGUUUUGUUCUGUCCAGGCAAAAUAUGAGGAUCUGGAAGGACUUGCGAUCGCUCAUGGGAUGACAGAUCAGGACUUGGCCAUGAUGGAUGACAACUGUCACUCAAUGAUGAGCGAUGAUGGCAAGGACAGUUACUCAGCAAUGAGCAAUGAUGAGGACUCUUACCCAAGCACUGGCUGUAAUUAA
Messenger RNA from Suillus subaureus, 738 nucleotides. RefSeq lists its product as uncharacterized. The record is from RefSeq and is a predicted model, not a curated record. The transcript has 2 exons. NCBI's taxonomy places the organism in Eukaryota, Fungi, Basidiomycota, Agaricomycetes, Boletales, Suillaceae. Bases 1 to 738 code for a protein of 245 amino acids.